AUGAUCAGUAAAUUUUUUGGCUCUCCCGUUUCAUCCGAUGAUUCCAGUAGUAGUGGCGGCAACGUGGGCCAUGGAGAACCAAGUUCAUCAUCCUUCUCUCCCACAGCAGCAAGUGUCCGUAGUGAGAUGAAUAACAGUUUGAUUCAAGUAGCAUGUAAUUGUCAGAAUAUUUUGAUCGCUGGAUGUGGUGGAGGAUUUGAUGUAUAUUCGGGACUACCGUUGUAUUUUGAUUUGAAAGCAAUGAAUAAGAAUGUUUAUUUGGCAAAUUUGGCAUUUACGGAUUUGAGUAGGAUGGAUAACAAGACUGAGAGUAUCCUACUUCCAUCAUAUUCUUCGAAAAAAGUUCUCUAUGCCGUUCAUGCAGACUCCAAUAAUCAUGAUUUGGUCUAUUUCCCUGAAAAGUAUUUGUGUGAAUUUUUAAAGCAGAAUAGUUUUGAUGAAAAUCCAAUCGUUUAUACGUUUGAUAGAAGUACUGGAGUGGUGGGAAUAACUGAGGGUUACGAAAUUAUCAUUCAAAGACAUGGCAUUGACUUGUUGAUAUUGGUCGAUGGUGGAAAUGAUUCACUAAUGAGAGGAAAUGAGGAACAACUUGGAUCUCCUCAUGAAGAUUGUAUGAGCAUUGCAGGAGUAUAUGCAAUUUCUGAAAAUGUUCUUCCAAUGGACAAAAGAAUCAUGACCUGUAUUGGAUUUGGUGUGGACCAUUUUCAUGGUGUACAUUCCUCCCUAUUUUUUGAAAACACGAGUAGUAUCAUUUCACAAUACGAUGGUGGAUUCAAAGGAGCUUUUUCAGUGCUGAAAGAAUGGAAUUGUUUUGUAUUAUUCAAACAAGCAUGUGAUUAUGCUUUUAAAAAGAUGCCACACAAUGCAUCAAUCGUGUCAAGUUCUAUCAUUGCUGCAAUUGAGGGUCAUUACGGUAAUUAUCAUCCACCAGAAAUUAAGGAUCGAGUGAAAUAUUCAACAUUGUACAUUAACCCAAUGAUGGGAAUGUAUUGGGUUUAUUCAGUGAAAGCCAUUGCUAAUCAAUUGAUGUAUUUGAGUUUUAUUAAGGAUUCACAAAGUAUGAUGGAGGUGGCUGAUGGGUUGCGAAAAUACAGAAAUUCUUUGAAAACAUUUAGAAAGCCAUCACCUUUUCCUCAUUGA
This is a messenger RNA of Naegleria lovaniensis, 1140 nucleotides long. RefSeq lists its product as uncharacterized. Bases 1 to 1140 code for a protein of 379 amino acids. Lineage: Eukaryota; Heterolobosea; Eutetramitea; Acrasida; Naegleriidae. The record is from RefSeq and is a predicted model, not a curated record. The transcript has 3 exons.